Messenger RNA from Loa loa (African eye worm), 213 nucleotides. RefSeq lists its product as hypothetical. The coding region runs from base 1 to 213 and encodes 70 amino acids. The record is from RefSeq and is a predicted model, not a curated record. Lineage: Eukaryota; Metazoa; Nematoda; Chromadorea; Rhabditida; Onchocercidae. The transcript has a single exon.
AUGCAAGAAAAGGUAUGCAUAUUAUUGUCUCCUUUUAAUGCCCUUGACGACAACGACGAUAACCACGACAACCACAACAACGGCGACAACGGCAACGAUGAUGAUACAAUGAUGCAUUUAAAAAUCAAUAGUGUUCAGCAAAACUUUUCACCAACAAUUACGGACACACACACACACACACAUACACACACACACAUACACAUACACACAUAA